Suillus paluster is the source of this 563-nucleotide messenger RNA. RefSeq lists its product as uncharacterized. NCBI's taxonomy places the organism in Eukaryota, Fungi, Basidiomycota, Agaricomycetes, Boletales, Suillaceae. Bases 1 to 471 code for a protein of 156 amino acids. The transcript has 7 exons. The record is from RefSeq and is a predicted model, not a curated record.
AUGCCCAUGGUUGAGUUGGCGGCCAAGGAUAUCACAUUCAAGAUCGCGCUCGCUGCACUGGCAAUCUCUGCUUCAACGUACUUCGUCAAUACUCAGAGGGCCUUCAACGGUAUCCUCACCGGCACACUCGAGGGAUCACAUAGUGCAGAUUUGUGCCCCCGGGCAGAUGAAAUUGUCCUCGAGAAGGAUGGGGUCAUCUGGGACUCCGGGCUUCGACAUAUGUAUGAAUCGUUCCAUUUACUUUCACGUUAUAGUCGCUCAAAGCUGGAACUUACGAAAGUCAACACAUAUGGACGGUUGUAUGUGUGGAAAGGCUCAGACAGUGUUCUGAAGCCGCUCCUUGUCGCGGUCACCAAGGUGAGCUCAAACAUGGUUCCUGUCUUAGCAACGACCAUUGAAGAAUAUCAGCAUCCCCCAUUCUCAGGGUACUCUGAUGAUCUGGGAGAAACUUUGGGAUCGUUGAGGCAUUGAUGGAUCUAGAGGCAGCGGGACACAUGAAAUUGGACACAAAAAGAGGAAAAAACUUUGAGAUUGCGGGUCGUGCGAUGAUAGGGGCGGUUUAA